Messenger RNA from Phytophthora sojae, 777 nucleotides. RefSeq names its product serine protease trypsin-like protein. Gene Ontology annotation, molecular function: serine-type endopeptidase activity. The transcript has a single exon. Lineage: Eukaryota; Oomycota; Peronosporomycetes; Peronosporales; Peronosporaceae. The record is from RefSeq and is a predicted model, not a curated record. Gene Ontology annotation, biological process: proteolysis. The coding region runs from base 1 to 777 and encodes 258 amino acids.
AUGAAGCUUAUCUCCUCUCUCGCUGCUGCAUCCGUUGCUCUGGGCGCUGUCACCGCCGAGACUGACCACGUCGAGCGCGCUCUCGUCCUUGGCGGCGGAGAGGUCCCCAUCGGCACGAAGGCGUACUCGACUGGCAUCCGCUCUACCGCCGACGGAGACACGUACUGCGGUGGAGCUCUUAUCACCCCGAAGCACGUGCUCACUACUGCGACGUGCUCGGGUUUCGAGGCGCCGAACUUCGUGGCAGUGGGAACGCACUACAUCAACGGUACCAAGGACGGCGAGCAGAUCAAGGUGGUGUCGGCUCAGAACCACACGCUGCUUAACGCGACCAGCCUGUCCUACGAUUUCGCCGUGCUGACCCUCGAGAAGCCCAGCAAGUUCUCCCCCAUCAAGCUCCCGAAGUCGGACAACUCGGAUAUCGUUCCGGGUAUGUGGACGAAGGUCAUGGGCUGGGGCGAUACCAGCUUCCCCAACGGCACGCGCUCCGAGGUGCUGCAAAGUGUCGGUCUGGAGGUCUGGGACAACGAAGACUGCCAGCGCAUCUUUACUGUGGACGACUCGGCCGUGUGCGCUGGCGGCGCUGCCGGUAGGGACUCGUGCAUUGGGGACACUGGCGGCCCGCUGGUCAAGGAAAAGGGCCGCGGCGAUGGUGACGACAUUUUGAUCGGUUUGGUGAGCUGGGGUGCUGGCUGUGGCGACAAGGGCUACCCUGCGGUGUACUCCCGCGUGUCGGCCGCUAUUGAGUGGAUUAGCUCCGUCACGAAGACUCAGUAA